AUGGCAGUAUAUUACUUAGACAAAGACGCGGUAGAAUGUUGGGAGAGUAGGGAUAACCAAGUGGGACAUCUAGUCACCACUUGGGCAGCAUUCAAAAAAGAAUUUGAACGCAAGUAUUUCACCCCGGUGUCCAAGCGAAGGCUUCAACAGUUAGAAAAUAGACUGGCAGUCGGGAACUACGAGAGUCUCACCGAGCUAGUGGAAAACGCUGUGAAUGUGGAGAUCGUAUUGGAAGCUGAGAAGGCGGCAAGUAAGAAAUCUAAGCAGCAUCAAGAAGGAAAGUAUGGUGGAAACCAAAGAUCAUUUAAGGGUAAAGACAAGGAAAAGGAACCGGGAGGGCCCAAUCGACGAUCUCUGUUCACAGGAAAAUACUUUAAUUGUGGCAAGAUAGGCCAUAAAUCAAGUAAAUGCUACGGGAAGAAACCUGGAUCCUUUCAGUCAAACUCCUACAAUCCUACAUGCUACACGUGUGGAAAGAAAGGACACAUCUCUACCCAGUGCAGCGUCAAUCCUCCUAUCCCAGCUACGCCAAUCGCUGUUCAUCCUCCCCCAGCUCCAUCUGCAAUCGCACCAGCGCCAAAAAGGCAAGCUAUAGGAGGUAGAGUUUACACUUUAGAACUAGAGGAUACUAAACCUCCAGGCCCAUCUAAGGGUCCCAUCACAGGAAUUUUACAUGUUGCGGGACGUCCCACACAUGUAUUGUUCGACUCGGGGGCAACACAUAGCUUGGUGGCCCCUGAGGUAGCUGCCGAGUUUGUGGGUUCAUUUGUGAUUGACAGGAUGGAUGUGGCUGUGAUGAUUCCCGGAGACCAAACCCUCCAAGCAAAAGAGUGCCUCAGAAGAGCUCUGUUAGUCAUUUACGAGAAGAUGUUUGUGGCAGAUUUGUUGGUGGUUCCCUUAAAGGGAUAUGAGGUUAUUAUGGGCAUGGAUUGGUUAUCAGGCUAUCGGGCUCAAUUAGAUUGUGGAAAAGCAUUAAAAGAGUUACCUCCACCUCGGAGUAACCCUUUCACAAUUAACUUGGAACCUGGAGCUAAGCCUAUAGCAAAGGCUCCUUACCGCAUGGCACCCGCAGAGUUAGCAGAGUUGAAGAAACAACUUGAAGAUUUAAUGGAGAAAGGUUUCAUAAGACCUAGCUCUUCACCAUGGGGAGCUCCGGUCUUAUUUGUCAAGAAGAAGGAUGGUAGCAUGCGACUUUGCAUUGAUUAUCGAGGAAUCAACAAUAUCACCAUCAAAGAUAAGUAUCCUCUUUCGAGGAUAGACGAGUUGUUGGAUCAUCUAAGGGGAGCUAGUUGGUUUUCGAAGAUCGACUUGGCGUCGGGUUAUCAUCAUUUUCCAAUUUCAGAAGGUGAUGUCAUGAAGACUGCGUUUAGAACUCGUUAUGGACAAUACGAGUUCGUAGUAAUGCCUUUUGGCCUUACUAAUGCACCGGCGGCCUUCAUGAGAUUGAUGAAUGAAGUCUUCCAUGAUUAUCUCGACAAGUUCGUGAUAAUCUUCAUCGAUGACAUUUUAAUAUAUUCCAAGACAGAGGUAAAGCACAAAGCACACUUAAAGCUAGUGUUGGAACGGUUAAGAAACCAAAAGCUGUAUGCCAAGUUCAGCAAGUGUUCUUUCUGGAAAAGAGAGAUCGAGUUUCCGUAG
Messenger RNA from Brassica napus (rape), 1638 nucleotides. RefSeq lists its product as uncharacterized. Gene Ontology annotation, molecular function: nucleic acid binding; zinc ion binding; aspartic-type endopeptidase activity. Gene Ontology annotation, biological process: proteolysis. Bases 1 to 1638 code for a protein of 545 amino acids. The record is from RefSeq and is a predicted model, not a curated record. Lineage: Eukaryota; Viridiplantae; Streptophyta; Magnoliopsida; Brassicales; Brassicaceae. The transcript has 4 exons.